GCAACACCGAGUGCCCACCCCCGCCGAAAUUGCCCCAGAUGGCUCGCUCGUGUCCUGCACAAAGCACGGGGUUGGGCCCAGCGGCCGUUCUUCGCAACGCUUCCACCAACUUCCGCCACUGAGCCCACACACCCGUGCACCACGCCAGGGCUCGGUGGCCAUGUGGCGCGAACAGGCGGACCGGGCGGCAAGAGUACCCCGUUUUCUUCUUCCAUAGGGCGCUUGUUUUCCACCAAUCACCCGACUUUUUCCCCCUCACAGCCCCAGAAUUUCGCAGAUGACCGAAGACAAAAAGUCCAUGCUAGACGCCUCCGGCGCCGAGUCCAAGGAGGACAAAACCGCCACCGCCAUUUUGAGGCGGAAGAAGAAGGACAACGCGUUGAUUGUAGACGAUGCCACAAACGACGACAACUCCGUGAUCACAAUGUCGCUGGCCACAAUGGAACUCCUUGAGUUGUUCCGCGGCGACACGGUGCUCGUGAAGGGCAAGAAGCGCCGCGACACGGUGUUGAUUGUGUUGGCUGACGACGACAUGGAGGACGGCGUGGCGCGUAUCAACCGGUGCGUGCGGAACAAUUUGCGUGUGCGCUUGAGCGACAUUGUGCUGAUCCACCCGUGCCCGGACAUCAAGUACGCGUCGCGCAUCUCCGUGUUGCCCAUCCAGGACACCGUGGAGGGCAUCACCGGCUCCUUGUUCGACGUGUACUUGAAGCCGUACUUCGUCGAGACCUACCGUCCCGUGCGCAAGGGCGACUUGUUCACCGUGCGCGGUGGCAUGCGCCAGGUCGAGUUCAAGGUCGUGGACGUCGACCCGGAGGAGUUUGCCAUUGUGGCCCAGGACACGAUCAUCCACUGCGAGGGCGAGCCCAUCAACCGCGAGGACGAGGAGAACAACUUAAACGAGGUCGGCUACGACGACAUUGGCGGCUGCAAAAAGCAGAUGGCCCAGAUCAGAGAGUUGGUCGAGUUGCCCUUGAGACACCCGCAGUUGUUCAAGUCCAUCGGUAUCAAGCCGCCAAAGGGUAUCUUGAUGUACGGCCCCCCGGGCACGGGUAAGACCGUCAUGGCCCGGGCCGUGGCCAACGAGACCGGCGCCUUCUUCUUCUUGAUCAACGGGCCGGAGAUCAUGUCCAAGAUGGCCGGUGAGUCCGAGCUGAACUUGAGAAAGGCCUUUGAGGAGGCGGAGAAGAACUCCCCCGCCAUUAUUUUUAUUGACGAGAUCGACUCCAUUGCACCAAAGAGAGACAAGACCAACGGUGAGGUCGAGAGAAGAGUCGUCUCGCAAUUGUUGACCUUGAUGGACGGCAUGAAGGCCCGCUCCAACGUCGUGGUCAUUGCCGCCACAAACAGACCAAACUCUAUCGACCCUGCGUUGAGAAGAUUCGGCAGAUUCGACAGAGAGGUCGACAUUGGUGUUCCGGAUGCUGCAGGUCGGUUGGAAAUCUUGAAGAUUCACACCAAGAACAUGAAGUUGGUCGAAGACGUCGACUUGGAGGCCAUUGCCUCCGAGACCCAUGGUUUUGUUGGCGCUGAUAUCGCCUCCUUAUGCUCCGAGGCUGCCAUGCAGCAAAUCCGUGAGAAGAUGGACCUCAUCGACUUGGAGGAGGAGACCAUUGACGCUGAGAUCUUGGACUCCUUGGGUGUCACCAUGGAGAACUUCAGAUUCGCCUUGGGCAACUCCAACCCAUCGGCCUUGCGUGAGACGGUUGUCGAAAACGUCAACGUCACCUGGGAUGACAUUGGUGGCUUGGACGGAAUCAAGAACGAGUUGAAGGAGACCGUUGAGUACCCUGUCUUGCACCCAGACCAAUACCAAAAGUUUGGUUUGGCUGCUUCCAAGGGUGUCUUGUUCUAUGGCCCUCCUGGUACUGGUAAAACUUUGUUGGCCAAGGCUGUUGCCACCGAAGUCUCUGCUAACUUCAUCUCUGUUAAAGGCCCAGAGUUGUUGAGUAUGUGGUACGGUGAAUCUGAGUCCAACAUCCGUGAUAUCUUUGACAAGGCUAGAGCCGCCGCUCCAACCGUCGUGUUCUUGGAUGAAUUGGACUCCAUCGCCAAGGCCAGAGGCGGGUCCAAUGGAGAUGCCGGUGGUGCCUCUGACAGGGUCGUCAACCAGUUGUUGACUGAGAUGGACGGCAUGAAUGCCAAGAAGAAUGUCUUUGUCAUUGGUGCUACCAACAGACCUGAUCAAAUCGAUCCAGCUUUGUUGAGACCAGGAAGAUUGGACCAAUUGAUCUACGUCCCAUUGCCAGACGAGGUCGCAAGAUUGUCGAUCUUGGAGGCUCAAUUGAGAAAUACUCCAUUGGAGCCAGGCAUGGAUUUGCAGGAAAUUGCCAAGAUUACUCACGGCUUCUCUGGUGCGGACUUGUUGUACAUUGUCCAAAGAGCCGCCAAGUUUGCCAUCAAGGACUCUAUUGAGGCACAGAUCAAGAUCUCCAAGGCUGCUGCUGAGGCCGCCGAAGCUGUCAAGCAAGAACAGAGUGAGGACGUUGAGAUGACCGACAAGCCCAAGACAGAGGAGGAGCAGGAAGAGGAGGACCCAGUGCCUUUCAUUUCCAGAUCGCACUUCGAGGAGGCUAUGAAGACCGCUAAGCGCUCGGUCUCUGACGCUGACUUGCGUCGUUACGAGUCCUACGCCCAACAAUUGCAAUCUUCCAGAGGCCAAUUCACGAAUUUCAGAUUCUCUGAAGGCGGCGAGGCUGAGAGUAGUACUAACGGCGCAGCUUUUGCAAACGAAGCGGAAGAUGAUGACUUGUACAGUUAGGUUGCGACGGAAUCGCACGAGAGUUCUCACGUAUAGUUGAAAUGAAUAAAUAAUGUCUCAAGCAGAGGU
This is a messenger RNA of Metschnikowia bicuspidata var. bicuspidata NRRL YB-4993, 2830 nucleotides long. RefSeq names its product AAA family ATPase (gene CDC48). Gene Ontology annotation, cellular component: nucleus; VCP-NPL4-UFD1 AAA ATPase complex; cytosol. The record is from RefSeq and is a predicted model, not a curated record. Bases 278 to 2761 code for a protein of 827 amino acids. Gene Ontology annotation, biological process: autophagosome maturation; mitotic spindle disassembly; retrograde protein transport, ER to cytosol. The transcript has a single exon. NCBI's taxonomy places the organism in Eukaryota, Fungi, Ascomycota, Pichiomycetes, Serinales, Metschnikowiaceae. Gene Ontology annotation, molecular function: ATP binding; ATP hydrolysis activity; polyubiquitin modification-dependent protein binding.